CAAAAAAAAAAGAAACAGAAGCUUCGCACGCCAUAUGUUUCCCCGAGUUGGACGGCUAGCUAAGCUAGCUAGCUUGCCGUCCAACUCGGGGAAACAUAUGGCGUAUAGCCUAGCUAGCUAAGCUAGCUUGGUCUCGCUAGCGGCCCGGCUAAAGACCUGCUUAACCAAACAGGUCCUUCCAGGUACCCUCGGAUGUUUAAAGCGAGCUAGGCUAACCGCUCGGCUUCCCAAAUGUUCGGCCCGGGGGCGGGGGGGGGGGACUGGGUCGUAGUUAGCCGGCGUUACGUGGGUGCCGAACUUAGUUUUCAUGGAACUUGCUAAGUUGGCUGAUGAGCCGCAUCUUACACGACAUUAAGCAUUUGCUGUAGCUCGCUAGCGUUAGCCCCCCCAGCUCUGACGUCAGCUAGCGUUAUUAGCCAACGCCUUCGUCGCUGCUGGGUUGUUUACAACAAAAGCUGGGGACGGUGUUGGCUCCGUCUCACAGGUUUGACAUGGCAGGGACACUCUUGGUGUGUCCCGGUGUUUGCUGCCAUGAUACUCAUCCUGGGUGAAGCUAUGGCCUGUGACUUAAAGUAUUAACGUUGACAGAUGUGCUCAUAACUUGUGAUUGUUUCGUCCCACCAAGUGCCCUGGGUGGGCUUUAUUAACGUGUGAUUGUGUUGUCCCACAAAGUGUCCCUUGCUAUGGCCGCUGAACGUGAUGAUGGCCUGCAAAGGGGAUCUCUUAAAUCCAGCUGGGGGAAACUCGUGGCUUUCUGCAACCCUGCCUGCACCUCGCUGCUGAACAGAACAUGAAGCAGGUGGAUUUUUUAAAUAAGGAAGAGUUAGCUAAAGACAGGUAUCUGGGCACAGCGAAACAAGUGUCUUUGUACACAAGGAAGAGGCAUCAAGUGGAAGCGUCAAGCUUAAAGGUCUGCUGCCAGUCGUCACGUGUAGGCUGGGCCUGUGACACCGGUAUGGCCAACAAAGAAAAUGAGUUGACAUGCUCUGAGGAUCUACGCAGUGUUUACUACAAUGACAACUGUGGGCUCCCUGUGAACUCUGUUGAGGCCUCCAAGAUGACAGGGGUUGGCUCCAAGUAUAGUGAUCACUUUACUGAGCUAUCAAAAGAUCAUGAAGCAAUGACUCAUGUACUUUUUGGAAGGAAUCUCCGGUUAAAUGUAGCUUUGACAUUAUGGCGACGAAAUGCCAGUGAAUUAGUGGCCUACCUAAUAAGAAUUGAAGAUAAAGGUGUGCUGCUUGACUGCCUACCUGUCUUAACAAAAAACCUUCAAGAUGAAGCACCGUGUGUAUCACUUGGCUGCUGCGUUGACCUUCUACCACAACUGAAAGUGGUUCUUGCCAGUAAAUAUGAAGAACACAUAAUUGUGGGUUUACAUUGGGUUCGGUCCGUCAUCAGGAAAUGGUGGCCAGAACUUUCUACAAAUGGCAAGAGCUUGCAAGACACUUGUUCAGAAGACAGAAAUAUUGAAAUCAUGAAACAGCGGUUAAAGGAUUUGUGGAAGGAAGGAACCCAGUUAUGUUUAGUUCCGGGAACUACAGGUGAAGUGGCAAAGGCCAUCGAGUCUUAUUUGUCACAACUGCCCUGACAAUGUGUAUGUAGCACUGAGGAUGUGACCACUACUGCCGGAACAUGGCUGUGUAUUGACUUGGUAAAGGUGCCAGAGAAAAGGACCUCAUAACUCUGCCACUGAAACCUUUUAUCAGUGGGACUGACCAAGUUGGCAAUGCAGGCAACUCCCUCAUUCAGAGCUUGAGACUAUUAAGGAGGGCAAGAAAAGCUUUUAUACAAGAAACAAGAAAUGACUGCUUCACAUUGAAGUGGAUCGUCUUUUGACGGGGUAUUCGACAGACCUUCGCGAAACUGGCUCUAAGUCACUUUAAGUGCCAAGCCCUCUUUGAACACUAUUUGACAUGAUGUGUGAAUGCGCUUGUGGAUGGAAAGGAUGCCCCUGUUCUAAAUCAUGCACCUGGGUUCUUCUGGAUCAAGAACUUGAAACUGCAGCAGUCUUAAGUUAUUAGUGCUGUUUUUUUUUGUUUUCAUUUUGCCUCUUCAUAUGACAUUUGACUGUAUAAUCACAAAAUCGUGGUUGUUUUAACCAACUUUAAAAUAAAA
Molecule: messenger RNA, 2115 nt
Organism: Lampris incognitus (smalleye Pacific opah)
Lineage: Eukaryota; Metazoa; Chordata; Actinopteri; Lampriformes; Lampridae
Gene: katnbl1
Product: katanin p80 subunit B-like 1
Exons: 9
Coding region: 791-1588 (265 amino acids)
Cellular component (GO): nucleolus
Molecular function (GO): microtubule binding
Source: RefSeq, a predicted model, not a curated record